Cyprinus carpio (common carp) is the source of this 1868-nucleotide messenger RNA. RefSeq names its product neural cell adhesion molecule L1-like. The transcript is spliced from 14 exons. The record is from RefSeq and is a predicted model, not a curated record. NCBI's taxonomy places the organism in Eukaryota, Metazoa, Chordata, Actinopteri, Cypriniformes, Cyprinidae. Bases 3 to 1646 code for a protein of 547 amino acids.
UCAUGGAGCUCAGACAACUUCCUCUUGUGCUCUUGCUGAUUUCAAACAUUCACUCUGGACACACUGAAGAAAGACCAAAAGCCAAAGUGAACAUUACACCUGAUCAACAUGUAUUCAGAGGAGAGACAGUCACUCUCAGAUGUGACAUUGAUGGUGAAGGAGUCACUAGCUGGAAGUACAGCUGGUAUAAAGACGGUUCAGACAGUGUUUUCAGUGAUGAUCAGGAACACACAUUCAGUUCUGUUACUGAGUCUGACGCAGGUAAAUACUCCUGUUAUGGAGCAGAGAGAGGAGGAUCACGAACAUCAAACAUCAGUGAUGAAGUUACACUUACAGUAUCAGAUGAAGCCAAGACAGUUUUAAGUGUUUCUCCACAGAAGUGGUUGACUGAAGGAGAUCCAGUGACUCUGAUCUGUGAGGUUAAAGGCUCCUCUACAGGCUGGACAUUCAGAUGGUACACUCUAACUGCUUCAUCAGACAGCAGUAGUCAUUAUCAGCUGCUCUCAGACAGCAGCAGAGGAGCUGGAGGAAACUACAUUGUCAGUUCUGCUGCUCCGAAUCACACAGGAGUUUAUGUGUGCAGAGCAAAGAGAGAAAAACCAGUCUAUAACACAUGGUACAGCAACAAACAGCUUCUAUGGGUCACUGGUGUUUCUCCUCCAGUCUCUCUGAUCAUCAGUCCCAGCAGAACUCAACACUUCACAUCUGUCUCUCUCUCUCUGAGCUGUGAGGACCAGAGUAACUCUGAUAGAUGGAGAGUGAGAAGAUACACAGACAAUGAGCAGCUGGAAGAUUGUUCAUCAUCACUGAGGGGAUCACAAACAGGAUCUAAAUGUACAAUCAGCUCCACCAUCACAUCAGACACUGGAGUGUACUGGUGUCAGUCUGAAUCUGGAGAGAACUAUCAUCCUGUUAAUAUCACUAUACACUUUGAUGUGAUUCUGGAGAGUCCUGUUCAUCCUGUGACUGAAGGAGAUUCUCUGACUCUACGCUGUUUAUAUAAACAUUCAACCCCACCAAUCCUCUGUGCUGAUUUCUAUAAAGAUGGAUCACUCAUCCAGAGUCAAACUACAGAGAUGAUCGUCUCUACUGUCUCAAAGUCACAUGAGGGUUUCUACUACUGCAAACACCCAAAGAGAGGAGAGUCACCCAAGAGCUGGAUCUCAGUCACAGCUUCCUCCAGAUCAUCAAGAUCUGAUGGUCUAAAUCCCAUGAUAAUUGGAGUGACUGCAGGACUGAGUGCUGCAUUUCUGAUUGUUGUCCUCUUGGUCCUGCUGUGGUGCUACAAAAACAACAAAGGUGUAAGAUCUCAGUCUCCCUCUAGAGUCAGUCGACAGCAGAACAGCAGUCAGACAUCAGAACAGAACCAGAAUGAAGCGGGAUAUAACACACUGCUGUCUGGAACUGCUCAUAUUUAUGACUCGGUUGUUGCAACAAUUAAUAAAGACUUUAGCACAGAUAGUGUAAGCGGACCUACUGACGUCACCUAUGCUGAGAUUGAACUCAAGUCUACAGAGAAACAGAAGAUAAAUAAAGAAAACAAAGGGAAAACCAGUGAAGGUUCUGACACUGUUUACUCUAAACUGAACCUGGUGACCCAUCAAGGUGCUGGAUCUAGUGAUGUGACGUAUGCUCAGGUUAAAUAAAUGCCCAGAGGAGAAACUUUCAAUCCCAGGAUGCUGAUGAGUUUAGGUUGAGAAGAGCUGGAGAAUGAGCAGAUCAUCAGUACUUUAUCAUCUUUGUGAUACUGAGCAAUUGAUGGCAAUAGAUUUAUCUGUACUAAAUAUUAGUGACGCAAUCCUUCAUGUGCUUCAAUAGUUAUGCAUGCUAAUAUUUGAAAAGAAGAGAGCUGAUUAUACAUUGCAUAA